AUGGAGAAGCAGGUAGAGGGCGAUGUAGGCCACUGGCUUAACAGCCCUAGUGAGCUCCCAGCCGACAACCAGCACCACCUGCAGCCCCGUCUCGUGCCGCCCCUUUUCCGUGUUGCGAGCCCCUCGCCCCGUCCGCCCUCCUGGCCCCACCACCUGGGACCCAGAGACCCCCGCCAGGAGGAGGGUCAUCUCAACCCCUCCCCGCCCCCAGGCCCCCACUCCCUGAGGUAUCUCUACACCGCCAUGUCCCGGCCGGGCAUCGGGGAGCCCCGUUUCAUCUCCGUCGGCUACGUAGACGACACGCAGUUCGUUCGGUUCGACAGCGACGCCGCGAAUCCGAGGAUGCAGCCGAAGGCGCGGUGGGCGGAGCAGGAGGGGCCGGAGUAUUGGGAAGAGAACACACAGAAUGUCAAAGUUUCUGCACAGACGUUCCGACUGGGCCUGAACAUCCUGCGCGGCUACUACAACCAGAGCGAGGCCGGGUCUCACACCUACCAGUGGUUUUGUGGAUGCGAUGCUGCGCUGGACGGGCGCCUCCUCCGCGGAUACAAUCAGUUCGCCUACGAUGGCGAUGAUUACAUCGCCCUGAACCAGGAUCUUCUUUCAUGGACCGCGGCGGACACGGCGGCUCAGAUCACCCAACGCAAGUGGGAGGCGGCCGGUGAGGCAGAGAAGAACAGAGCCUACCUGGACGGGGCAUGUGUGGAGGAACUCCUAAGAUUCCUGGAGAACGGCAAGGAGAUGCUGCAGCGCGCAGAGCCGCCUCCUCAGCCCACCGUCCCCAUCAUGGACAUCAUUGUUGGCCUGGUUCUCUUUGUGGUCACUGCAGCUAUGGUGGCGGGAGUUGUGAUCUGGAGGAAGAGGCGCUCAGGUGAAAAAGGAGGGAGCUAUGCUCAGGCUGCAAGCAGCGACAGUGCCCAGGGCUCUGAUGUGUCU
Vicugna pacos (alpaca) is the source of this 936-nucleotide messenger RNA. The record is from RefSeq and is a predicted model, not a curated record. NCBI's taxonomy places the organism in Eukaryota, Metazoa, Chordata, Mammalia, Artiodactyla, Camelidae.